Messenger RNA from Pseudomassariella vexata, 2748 nucleotides. Its product is annotated as COG4 transporter. The record is from RefSeq and is a predicted model, not a curated record. The transcript has 2 exons. Bases 150 to 2558 code for a protein of 802 amino acids. Lineage: Eukaryota; Fungi; Ascomycota; Sordariomycetes; Amphisphaeriales; Pseudomassariaceae.
UCGCAUCCGACGUUGAAGCUCCGCGAAUUUAUUAUUGACUGACAACUUCUCUGUUGAACAGAUUAGCGCUAUAAAGUGGCGAAGGUCACAACGACCGAUACACGACGACGCUCUUACGCCGCUAUGCUCCCUUCAAGUCUAGGAUUCCAAUGUCCGCCAACACCCUCCUCAAUGGCGACUUCUCAGCGCACAUCAGCUCGAACCAGCCGUCGCAACUGAGCGCCUCGUCUUUGGUCCACGAUGCUGCCUCCCUCGAGGAUGUUCGUGCCUCUCUUGCCGCCCUGCACACGCACGAAUCCGCCAUUACCUCGCGACUCAACGCUCUUAUUUCCUCCCAGGGCGACCUCUCACGCGAGCUUGGCCGUCUCGACCUCCUGCGCGCCAACCUCGGGUCCCAGGUCAUCGCAACCCGCUCCAUAAGCAAUGGCAUGCUCUCCUCGGCAGCUGAAACGGCCGGUCGCCUCUCCAAUCGUGUGAAGGAACUCGACCUUGAGAAGGACCGCGUACAACAAACUCUCAAGGUCGUUGAGCAAGUGGCGGAGCUCAAAGCAUGCGUUCACGGCGUUGUGGGUAGUAUGGGAGCACCCCAGGAUUGGGAGGCAGCGGCAGGCUACAUUGCGCGGGCAUCCAAGGUACCUGAGGCUAUCAUACGCGGUGGGUUUGCUGCGGCGGUCGUACCCAGCGUUGAGGUGCCUGAUGCUCCGUGGGUUACCCUCGAGAAUGCGAAAGAGUCUCUAUGCGGCUUGUUUCUUCGCGAAUUUGACAAGGCGGCCAAGGAAGGCGACGGCGCUAAGAUCACGAGGUUCUUCAAGCUCUUCCCACUCAUCGGACGGGGUGACGUGGGAUUGGACGUUUAUGGCCGAUACGUGUGCCAAGGAGUCGCAGGUACGGCGAGACAAACGUUAAAGGUGGCGCCGGGCGGUGCUGGUACGAAAGAUGGAUUCUUCUACGCUAACGCGCUUACCAAGCUGUUUGAGCAUAUUGCACAGAUUGUAGAGGGGCAUGGUGGGCUGGUAGAGAGGCAUUACGGGGAAGGCCAAAUGGUCAAAGUCAUUGAAAGGUUACAAGUGGAGGUUGACGUUCAGGGUGGCAUCAUUUUGGACUCGUGGAGUGAUGAGAGGGGUGUGGACAGGCGGCUCACAGAUGUGAAGAGCUAUCCCUUCUCCUUCCUCGUCAACAGCUUCGUACAAUCACAAAAGAACAUGGCUGGAACGCCAAGGAUGAAUUCGCCGGCGCUAGGUGGUGGAACCAACGUGCGGAAUAGCGAAGACGAAGGCGUCAACAUGAAGGAAGUUGACGGACUUCUUAGCGAGAUUGCUCUCAUGCUCGGGCGGUGGUCGUUAUACUCCCGAUUUCUUGCUGGAAAAUGCAAGAGCCCCGACACGGAUGAUGCUAGCUUAUCUGUGCCCGAAGUUGUCACCAACUCGAACUUGCAUAGGAAGAUUUCCGCAAAACUUGCAUCGCCCUACAAUGUCAUGUCUACAUUCUUCUUUCGGAGAUCUGUUGAGAAGGCAUUCCAGCUAGACGAGUCCCCGACAGGGUUAACCCUGAAUCCGAACAAGCCUGUAGAUGGCAACCCUCCAUUCAUCAUCUCAGCAGUUGAUGAUGUCAUGUACAUUGUCAGUGCAGUCAUCCAAAAGGCAAUAUCUACGUCUCAACGAGACGUGGUCGGCUCAGUGCUCUCAACUGUGGGGAGAGUGCUAGGGUCUGAUUUUAUCGGCAUGGUACAACGGAAGAUGCGAGACGAGUCAUACCCAAGGGCAAUUGUGCAAGGAGGGUUUCCACCAGAAGAUAAAAUCAUCUCUUUCAUUGUUCUCAUCAACAGUCUCGACAUUGCAAACGAAUAUCUAGCCCGCAUAAUAUCGACAAGCCUAGGCGUGCCGGAUCAGCCGAAUGGAGCCUCACAUCCCAAACCCCUGGCCAACGCGUUCCCCUUCGAGCAUGAUGUGACCUUCGUCACUGCAGCGCUAAACACGCUGAAUUCUUCUUUUUCCGCCAAGACCAACGAACUCCUCUCCGACGGACGCCAGGUUCUCUUCAACAACGUCGUGAAGCUGCGGCUGCGGCCUAUCUUGGCAGAGACUUUCAAGGACAUUGAUUACACCCUUACCGAGGACGACUUGGCUGAAAGGGCGGAGCUGAACGACGAGAACGAGGAGGAAAUGCUGGAGCACGUCCAGCGGCGGUUCGAACACAGCUGGAAUGCAUUGAUAAAGCCAAUCGAACGACUUAUGACGACGAAGGUCUUCGGCGUCUUGAGCGACAACACGGCAAGGUACCUAUCCAGGGUGCUGGAAAAGAAAGUGUGGAGUUACAGCGGAAAGGCAAACGCGUACGGAGCCAUCCGCAUGGAACGAGACUUCUACGGCAUCAUCAGCAUCGUUGCGAGGGGCAACUACGGUAUCAGAGAGCUAUUUGCGAGGGUUACACAGACGCUCAUGGUUGCGAAUAUGGAAGACGAAGAGUGGGAAGAGUUGGCGGCUGAAGGCGAUGAUGGCAUGCAAUGGGUGCUGACCGAGGAUGAAAGACGCAGAGCGAGAAACUUGGUGCGCGAAUGAAGCAUGAUCCGAGAUCUAUAGUAUAGCAUGUAAGGUCUAGAACAAGGGUUGCUAAAAGGAAUUGUUUGUUCUAUCUUCGUCAAACAAUACGUAGGUCUGACAACCUAUGCAUUGAGAAGUUGUUCCACGAUCAUAUGCAUUUAUCCCGAGAUAUUGUAUUAUCCGAACGUGAAAAUCGUCCUUCUACGAG